AAGGGUGACCAAGAUGAACAGAUAAGACAAACAUUGACUGAUUAUAAGAGAAUGGUGAACAACAAACAAUGCAGUGAUGUUACUGUGACCUCAUGUAGUGGAGAAACUUUUAAUGCUCACCAGGUCAUUCUAGCAGCCAGGUGCCCUCAGCUGUUACAGAUGAUGAAAGAUUCAAUGAUCACAUUAGAUUUUACCCCAGACAUAGUGCUGACCUUCCUGACUUUUAUAUAUACAGGGGAUAUUACUCUUACACCUUCUUCACAAACUGAACUCCUUGUAUUAGCAAAACAGUUAGAGUUCACUCCCCUGGUAGAUGCUUGUAAUAAAGUAGUAUUACAGAAGGAGAUUUCUGACACUGUGGACUUGAAUGAUAACCAAGAAUGUUCAGAAACUGACUUUGUUGAGUCUAAGUUAGAUAUGAAGGAAAUAUGGGGAGAAUCUGACAGUGACCUUGACCUGAAUGAAGGUGAUGAGAGCAGUGAUAAAGAGAUAAGUUGUGAUAGUGAUAUUACUGAGAAUGAUUAUAGAGAUAUUACAUCUACACAACAUGGUAAACUAAAGAGUAAGGUUUCUCAGAGUGUUACUGAUAUAAUGGAAUUAGAUGAUGAUGAUGAGGUAAGAGGAAAAAAUAUGGAUGAUGAAUUGGGUAAAAAGGGUAAUAAUAAUGUGCAAAUAGAAAAUGAAUGUGCUUCUGAUGAAAAUGCAUCAUCUGUAGAAAACAAUGAUAAUGAAAUCAUGGAUGUAGAUUUAGAUAUUGAAAUGAAUUUGAAUGAAGAUAUGAAUUCUGAUGUAAGUCCAAGUCCAAAAAGGGUGAGAUUAAGUUGUGAAACUAAACACUUAAAUGAUGAAGAGAAUGCUGUAAUGAAUCAAAACAGUGUUCUGAAUAAAAUAAAUAAAAAAGAUGUCUAUGAAGGAAAUACAGGCCAUAAUGGUCAUAAGGAAAGCUUGAGGGAAGUUAAUAAAGUGAUUGAAAUAGAUGAUGAUAUUGCUAAUGAUACUAGCAUUGGAAUGAAUUCAUCAACUGCUGAUUUGUUUGACAGUCCUUCACCUAAAAGAGGUAGUGUUGCAACAGAAACUGUGAUUAAGGAAGCAAAUAAAACUUUGUCUUCUGAAUAUGAUAUAAGAAAGAUAUCAAAGUUUUCCACUCAACUAGAAAACAAAUUUAACACAAAUACACCUCCUGUGACUGCUGUGAUAAAUAUAGAUUCAGAUUCUACACAAGAAGAUAAUGAUAAUGUUGAUGAAAAUGUUAGUGAUAUUGAUGGUAACAGUCAGGGAGAUAAUGUAAACCAAUGUGAUAACUUUAAUGACAGUCUAGAAAAGGGUUAUGAUCCUGUUGCAUGUGAUACAGAGACUGUAAAUGAUAAUGCAAUACAUUCAUACAAAAUGGAUAAAGGCAUUGCACAUGAUGAUGAUGAUAAAUCAGAUGGUACCUUGGAUGGUUCAGAUGAUGAUUUACAAAUAACAGGAGAUAAUCUGGAUGAAUUAAUUCAAAAUUCACCUACUUUUCAUCAUCAUAAAACAAUUUGUGGUUCAAAAAAAGGUUAUUGUCAUGGAAAAGAGGAUCUUGAAACCAAAUAUCUUGGAUUGAAAAGUUCCACUGAAGUUGUCUCCCAUCGAGGAAGUAAUUCUAGUGCUGAUGAAUCUGUAAAUAAUGAACCUAAACAUUUAUUUCCCUCAUCAAGAGACAGUAAAGACUUAAAUUGUGAGGACAGUAAUGUUUAUAUUAAGAUCCCAGAUAGCACUGAUGAUACGGAUGAAUCUGUGACAACUGUUAAACAGUCUAGUGACAAAGACCAUUUGGAUAUCUGUAGUGAAGAAUCUGAUAUGAAAAGUAGUCCAGGUGUAGAUGUUAGAAAAUCUGUAGCAUAUGGAAAACAUGAAAUGUCAGUAUAUACUGAUGAUGCAGAUAAUGCUGGUACUCCAAACAGCUCAUUCAGUGUUGACAAUGCAGAUGUGUGGGAGGAUUUUGAUGACUGUGGUAUGGGGUAUGAACCUCCAGAUAUCAGUGUUGGAAUAAUGUGUGAUAAUCAACCUCAAGAUGAAAGUCCUGUGAAUAACUCCGCUCUUAUUGGAUAUGAAAAAUCAACAGAAAGUGCUGAUGAACUAUCACCUGUCAUCCCUGUGCAAGAAGUAAUUGAUCUCUCUCAAAAUGAAGAUGAUAAUGAUGUUGGUGAGAAACAGUCAGGAAAUGAUAUAGACAAUGCCCUUCUAGAAGAUGGAGAUGAUAGUUUUGUGUUUAAAGUAAAUGAUCAACUGGAGAGAACAGACACUCCAGUAACAAAAAUUCAUCAAACAAAGAAAAAUAGUUUUAAAACACCAACAGUAGUUGCAGGAAAUCCUGAGAAGAAACGUCAAUGGGAACCUCCCUCUCCUUUUACUCCAAUGCCAGAGUACGGAUCCAUGCCAACACCAGCUCUCAAGAAAGCAGUAAAUAAAUACGGCAUGAAACCAGUAGGAAAGAAAAGAAUGAUCAAAGUCCUCGAAGAUAUCUAUCAUCAAACACAUCAAUAUGAGACUGACAGUGACUGUGAAGAGGAGGUACAUACUGGCACUACAACCUCAGUAACUGGUGGAGGUGAUACAUUGACCAAUGAUAGUCUACCAUCUAGUCAAGGGGAUUUAUCCUCACAAGAUUCUGAUAUCAGUGAUGUAUUAGAGGAGAGUUGUCUCCACAUGUCCAGUGAUAGUGACACCUCAUCUUCUCCACAGAAAAAUGUUGAUGUAACCAGACAGCUCUUUCAGUUUAUUAAAACACGAUCAGAAAUACAUGCAAGAAUUCUAAUGUAUGAGCCUCUAGAACUUGAUGUUUUAAAGAAAGAGGUUAAAGAUUCAGGAAUCAAAUGCUCUAUGGAUAAACUGAUGGAUUUCUUAGAUGAAAGGUGCAUCGCUUUCACAAGUAAGAACUCCAGAAAGAGACAGACUAGUAGAAGAGGAAAACAGAAAACAACAAAAUCUAAAAACACAGAAAACCAGCCUGACAAAUGAAUAAAUACAUAAUUGUUGGAUAUUGUACUACAAUAUGUUAUGCUUGUUUAUAAUGACAUAUGACAUGACUUUAACAGAAAUAUAAGCAUGUCAAUGCCUGUUAAUAACUAGCUCAUUGAAUUAUUAUAUUCAUGACAAAUAACAGCUGAUUUUAACUCUUACCAUGCUAAAUAUAUAAAAUGGACAUGUCCAUCUUACAAGUUGGACAUAAUCAUUUAUGUACUGACUGAUUAACUUUAUGGAUGUGCCGGCUGAUCUUGGUCUGCACUGGUUACAUGGGUAGAAUCAAUUGUUGUUAGCAGACUAAGUGUCAAAAUAAUCAGUCAAUUGAUGCGUUCAGAGUUGAUAAAAGCUGUUACAUUUAACCUUGCACUCAUCACUACUAUAGAAAAAAACACAUUCAUGUGUAUAUGUUAAACAUGUGAAUUAAAGGACAUUUAAGCCGAUUCACGACAAAACCAACAUAGUUGGUUUGCGACCAGCAUGGAUCCAGACCAGCCUGCGCAUCCGCUCAGUCUGAUCAGGAUCCAUGCUGUUUGCUAUCAGUUUCUCUACUUGUAAUAGGGUUUGUAAGCGAACAGCAUGGAUCCUGAUCAGACUGCGCGGAUGCGCAGGCUGGUCUGGAUCCAUGCUGGUCGCAAACCCAUUAUGUUGGUUUUGUCGUGACGCAGCUCAUUUAAGUUUUGCUCUGUGAGGGAGAAGUGCAAGUAUCCACUUGGAAGUAAGAUAUUUUUUAAUAUUUCACCUUAUUUUAAGAAAACAAAGAGGUAUUUACAUGUACUUAAUUUAUCGAAAUAAAGUCCACAGAUGUUUCUGUAUUGUCAGUUAAUCACUGAUAAGUAAGAAAAUAAUGACUGUAUUUUCAUAUUGUUUUACAUUAUUUUCUAACAAUUAUUCCUUUUAAAAACAUCAAAUGUUUUUUAAUUAUUUUAUGUUAUUUUUCAAAAAUGGAAGUUUGUAUAUUUAACGUAGUUAUCUUGGUGCUGUAAGUUUACUUACUGUUUUAAUCUUGACUUGUUAACAACACACAGUAUGCAUGUAUAUAUAGUAACUAUUUACUAGUAAAUAAUAAUUAAAGUAUGAGAUGCACCUAGGAGUUCUGAAAAAAUAUCCAAUUUACAUCAUUUUUUACGUUCGCUGCAUUAAUUUUGUUGUAUUAAUGUCAAUGUACAUGUACAUUGUAAUGAAAAUAUCAAACUGAAUAAAUUUCAUAAAUGUU
This is a messenger RNA of Ruditapes philippinarum (Manila clam), 4207 nucleotides long. Its product is annotated as protein PFC0760c-like. The transcript has 11 exons. The coding region runs from base 52 to 2988 and encodes 978 amino acids. Gene Ontology annotation, biological process: meiotic DNA double-strand break processing; resolution of meiotic recombination intermediates; interstrand cross-link repair. Gene Ontology annotation, cellular component: nucleus; Slx1-Slx4 complex. Gene Ontology annotation, molecular function: enzyme binding. NCBI's taxonomy places the organism in Eukaryota, Metazoa, Mollusca, Bivalvia, Venerida, Veneridae. The record is from RefSeq and is a predicted model, not a curated record.